AUGAAUUGUUUGGUACAGUAUUCAAUAAUUUUCGACGUUUUUGAUUCAAUACAAGGGAAGUUUGAUGAGCUAGUUGAAGAGAAGGGUGUUCGCAUUCUUGUGGAAGCAAGAGCCCUAAUGCAUGUGAUCGGUUCGAAGAUGGAUUUCAUGGGUAAUAACCUCAGGUACGGUCCCUUUUGCGUACGAGUCUUGAUCCUCUCUUCUCUUCAGUCAUACUAA
Molecule: messenger RNA, 219 nt
Organism: Arabis nemorensis
Lineage: Eukaryota; Viridiplantae; Streptophyta; Magnoliopsida; Brassicales; Brassicaceae
Source: the annotation of a GenBank genome assembly